This is a messenger RNA of Pseudozyma hubeiensis SY62, 1569 nucleotides long. RefSeq lists its product as hypothetical. Bases 1 to 1569 code for a protein of 522 amino acids. Gene Ontology annotation, molecular function: protein binding. The record is from RefSeq and is a predicted model, not a curated record. The transcript has a single exon. Gene Ontology annotation, cellular component: U5 snRNP. NCBI's taxonomy places the organism in Eukaryota, Fungi, Basidiomycota, Ustilaginomycetes, Ustilaginales, Ustilaginaceae.
AUGUCGACGGCGGACAAGCGCAAAGCUCCUUCGGCAGCUGCCGGCCCGUCCAGAUUGUCUGGCGCCAGCUCGUCAAAAAGAGUUCGAAUAGACGAGUCCUCGCAGCGUCGACGCAAACGAGAAGAAACCGACUUUUUCGACGGGGAUCCCGAAAUCGAAGAGGAGGAUCGUCGGCGCAUCCGCAAAGAUCAGAAAAGCGGUCGCAUCGACGACCGUGGCGAGGAUCUGUCGGAGAGUGACGAGUCAGACGACAACGGCGCCGACCUGUUCAACGGUGACUCGGAUGCAGAAGCUGAUGCAGGAUCACAUCGGAGAAGAGCAGAGCAGAAACGCAGAGGCGACGCAACUGGUGCAGCAGGAGACGACGAUGACGAGGACAUGUUUGAUGUCGCGGACGACGAGAAGCAAGCUUCGAGCUCAAGCAAGACGAAGCAGAAAGACCGAGCUCGCGACAACUACCUCAAACUCGGCGAGUUGGAAGAAGGACAAGACUUUGGGUCGAAGAACCGUUCGACGUUAGAUGCGGCAGACGACGAUGCCGAGCUCCUCAAAGGCGGUGGUCGGGCUGAUGAUGACGACGACCUGGAUCCAGAUCUCGAGCUGGAGGAUGAGGACGAUGAGGACGACGCCGAUCAAGCAAGCUCGGAUCGAGACGGCUACGUCGACCUCAACGCUAUGGCCGAACGCUCACCACCAGCUUCUCCCGGCGGUACUCCGACGACUGCUGGCAAUACUAGGCGCAGAAAGAGCAAGCAGCAAAAAGCGCCGAAGGUGACGGGCUUCAACAUGAAGGAAGAGAUGCGUUCCGGCAAAUUCGACGCAGAUGGCAACUACCACGAAAAUCAGCGCGACCCGCAUGCACAACACGACGCCUGGCUCACCGGCGUCUACUCCAAAUCCAAGAUCCUUGAAGCACGCAAAGCCCAAGAGAAACGAGACCAGGACGCAAAGGAAAAGGAACAAGCAGCACAACAAGCGGAUGGGGAUGAGGAUGAAGUCAAAAAGAGACUCGUAGAACACAUGCAUCGCGCCGAGACAGUGCAGAGGACAUUGCAGAGGUUGGGCAAGGUGCUGGCAGAUAAGAAGAAGCAGCUCAAAGCGAAAGAAAUCGCAGAGGAAGAGCACAAGCAGGCAGCGGUAGAGGUCGAGUCGGUGACACAUCUAUCCUCCGUACUCAUGUCUCGCUUCGGUCGACUAGAUAUUUACGAUCAGACCUACGAACAACUUUUGCAUGAUGUACACAAGUCGGGACUCGUUCGACAGACAUUCGAUCCUGCUGCAAAGUUCGACCCUCCGGCGAUAGCUGAGCCCUCUGUCGAGGUUACUUCGGGCGAAUCAACCGCCGAGUGGGAAUACCGAUGGACACCUUCCUAUCUCGCUGCAGCUGCAAGAGAGUCAGGCGCACCAGUCGAUCCCGAUAUUCAGGUUUUUGGCCCUUUCAGUCUCGCGGACUUGAAAAGCUGGGCCGAGCAGGGAUACUUUGGAGAUGCUGGCGAGCGCAUUUUGCUCAGACGGACGGGCACGAGCGAUGCAUGGCAGGCUUACAAUCAUGUCGUAACGAACACGUAG